Messenger RNA from Rhinocladiella mackenziei CBS 650.93, 1020 nucleotides. RefSeq lists its product as uncharacterized. The record is from RefSeq and is a predicted model, not a curated record. Gene Ontology annotation, cellular component: nucleolus. Bases 1 to 1020 code for a protein of 339 amino acids. Lineage: Eukaryota; Fungi; Ascomycota; Eurotiomycetes; Chaetothyriales; Herpotrichiellaceae. Gene Ontology annotation, biological process: rRNA processing; ribosomal large subunit assembly. The transcript is spliced from 2 exons. Gene Ontology annotation, molecular function: rRNA binding.
AUGGCAUCUGCGUACAAGUCAGCAAUGCGCUCUGGCGACUCCUCCGAAUCAGACGACUCGAAGUCCAUCUCGUCCGAUCAAAGCAGCAAUACCGUUCGUGCUAACUCGCCCAGCGAAGAAGACCACUCCGAUCAUCAGAAGAAGCAAAUCGAUGCCUCCCAGUCCAUUACCUCCGGAAUCAGGAACCGUAUCUUGAUGCUCACGUCUCGCGGGGUUUCAUAUAGACACCGACACUUACUGAGUGAUCUGCAUUCACUCCUCCCUCACACUUACAAGGACACGAAGCUCGAUACAAAAUCAUCAAACAACUACAAUUCCGCACUCAACGGCCUCGCCGAUCUUCAUUCCUGCAACUACAUUUUCUUCCUUGAAGCACGGAAGCAUGGUCAAGACCUCUACCUCUGGCUAGCGCGGGCGCCAAACGGACCCACGAUAAAGUUCAAUGUGACGAAUGUACAUACAAUGGCCGAACUCGGUUUUGGAGGAAACUGUUUGAAAGGCGGAAGGGGCAUUGUUGUGUUUGACAAAAGCUUCGAUGGAGCGAUCGCUGGACAAGAAUAUCGCUCAUUACUGCGAGAAAUGCUUCGAGGUGUGUUCUGUGUGCCUCCGAAAGGCGUAAAGGGCAUGAAACCGUUCAUUGAUCGUGUCAUUGGGAUUUACGAACUUGAUGGCAAGAUAUGGAUUCGUGUUUACGAAAUCCGCGAGUCUGACCCCGAUAAGUCCAGCAAAGAAAACGUCAAAGGUGUGGAUGUCUCCCUUGUUGAGAUCGGUCCCCGCCUUGUCCUCACGCCCGUCGUCAUCUUAGAGGGAAGCUUCGGUGGCCCAGUCAUUUUCGAGAACAAACAAUUCAUCAGCCCAAAUCAACUACGUAGUGAGAUAAGACUGCGUAGAGCAAGCAAAUAUGCCAGCAGGAGAGGAGGUGCAGAGGAAAUCCAAGUCAAACGAAAAAUCCUGGGUCUAAAUUCGAACGCGAGGAAAAGACCGUCAAGUCUCGACAAUUCAAGACUAUUUGCCGAAUGA